Helianthus annuus (common sunflower) is the source of this 468-nucleotide messenger RNA. RefSeq lists its product as uncharacterized. The record is from RefSeq and is a predicted model, not a curated record. Gene Ontology annotation, molecular function: nucleic acid binding. NCBI's taxonomy places the organism in Eukaryota, Viridiplantae, Streptophyta, Magnoliopsida, Asterales, Asteraceae. Gene Ontology annotation, biological process: DNA integration. The transcript has a single exon. The coding region runs from base 1 to 468 and encodes 155 amino acids.
AUGGAGAAGGUGUUAGCGCGCUGCGAAGUCACUCACCGUUUGUCCACUGCUUACCACCCACAAACAAGCGGUCAAGUAGAGAAUGCAAAUCGAGGAGUGAAAAGUAUUCUUGAUAAAACCGUGAGGAAGAAUCGGAAGGAUUGGUGCGAGAAGUUGGAUGAUGCGUUGUGGGCGUUUCGAACUGUAUAUAAAACACCCUUAGGAACCACACCGUUCAUGAUUGUUUACGUUAAAGCGUGUCACCUCCCCGUCGAGUUGGAAUCUAGAGCUCUUUGGGCUCUUAAAACAGUCAACCUUGACCUUAUCGAAGCAACAAAGAGACGUUACUUUCAAAUUCAUGAGUUGGAGGAGCUUCGGGAUGCGGCGUAUGCACGGUCUUGGAGUAUUAAGGAGAAGACAAAAGCAUUGCAUGAUAGGAGGUUGAAAGGGUUGGAGGAGUUUAAGAAGGGGGAUAAGGUGUUAUUGUAG